CAGUUAAUCUAUAAUGCAAGGAUUAGUUUUAAUAACUCCUGUACAGCGAUACGCGCGAGAAAUUACUACUGUUAAUGCGCCAAGAAAUAAUUAACAGCUGUAGAUGCUUUAACAUCUGUAGAUGCUUAUUGAAUGUUUGCCAUUUUUUAACAAACACGCUUUUAUUUUAACACGCAAACUUUCUAAUGAAGCGGAGUAGCAGGCAAGCCAAAACCAACUCGUCCUUAUCACCUUUCUUUUCCUCAAGUCCUCCUUUCCAGCAUCAUCACCAUCAACAUCAUCAUCGCCAGUACUGACUCGAGCGCCGGCCACCCGUCCCGCCUUUCUCCAGGUAGCGCAUGCACAUCAGCGGCCAUCAUGAAUGUGCAGGUGAUGCCCGAGCACAAGCUGGCGUCGGUGGCCCCACUCAAACCGUACGCCGUGGAGAAGAAGGAUGUGGAGCUCAUCCUGGUCAAAGAGCGCAACGGCUUGCAGUACACGAGUUCCCGUACGCACACAUGCACCGAGACGCCAGAGCGCGAGACAUGGGGCAAGAAACUGGACUUCCUGCUCUCCGUCAUCGGCUUCGCUGUGGACCUGGCCAACGUGUGGAGGUUCCCUUAUCUGUGCUAUAAAAACGGCGGAGGGGCCUUUCUGAUCCCAUACAUCACUUUCCUGUUCAUUGCGGGAAUGCCGCUGUUCUAUAUGGAGCUGGCUUUGGGUCAGUAUAACAGAGAAGGGGCAGCCACUGUAUGGAAGAUCUGUCCCGUUUUCAAAGGUGUUGGUUAUACCGUGAUCAUCAUAGCUUUGUAUGUAGGCUUCUACUACAACGUUAUUAUAGCUUGGUCUCUGUACUACCUGUUCUCCUCAUUCACGAGUCAGCUGCCCUGGCAGCACUGUAAUAACACAUGGAACAGCCUCAUGUGCAAAGACCCCAAGCUCAUCAAUGGCUCGCUUCUCCUGGGCAACGGCACCUACGCCAAGUACAAGCGAACGCCUGCUGCUGAGUUCUAUGAACGAGAGGUACUGCGCAUUCACGAGAGUCAAGGCAUCAGUGACCUGGGAGAACCUCGCUGGGAGCUGACGCUUUGCCUUGUGGUGGUCUUCUUUAUUCUCUACUUCAGUCUGUGGAAAGGCGUAAAGUCAUCUGGGAAGGUGGUGUAUAUCACUGCCACCAUGCCCUAUAUUGUACUUCUGGUGCUGCUUUUCCGAGGCAUCACACUACCUGGUGCUAUGAACGGAAUCCGUGCGUACCUCCACAUUGACCUUAAUAAACUCAACAAUCCUCAAGUUUGGAUUGAAGCUGCCACUCAAAUUUUCUACUCUCUGGGGGCUGGUUUUGGUGUGCUUAUCGCCUUUGCCAGUUACAAUAAAUUUGACAACAACUGCUAUAGGGAUGCCCUCCUGACCAGCACCAUAAACUGCAUCACCAGUUUUUUCUCAGGGUUUGCCAUCUUCUCUGUGCUGGGUUACAUGGCUCAUGAGCAUGGCGUCAGCAUUAAGGAAGUGGCCACAGAUGGACCUGGGCUUGUGUUCAUUAUUUACCCGGAGGCCAUUUCUACUCUCCCUGGCUCCACUUUCUUUGCCAUAUUUUUCUUCAUCAUGCUUCUAACCCUAGGCAUUGACAGCUCUAUGGGUGGCAUGGAAGCUGUCAUCACUGGACUCACAGAUGACUUCAAGAUCCUAAGGAGAAACAGGAAAUUGUUCACUUUCAUCACUGCAUUUGGGACCUUCCUGGUUGCUUUACUGUGCAUAACGAAAGGAGGAAUCUAUGUUUUCACUCUACUGGACCACUAUGCUGCAGGAACGUCCAUUCUGUUUGGAGUUCUUGUGGAGGCCAUAGGCGUCUCCUGGUUCUAUGGGGUGGAUAGAUUCAGUGAAGACAUUGAACAAAUGAUGGGCUUCAAGCCAGGAAUCUACUGGAGACUUUGUUGGAAGUUUGUCAGUCCUAUUUUUCUGCUGGUUGUGGUGAUUGCCAGCAUUGUCACUUCCAACAAUAUGGAAUAUGAAGGCUAUGCUUUUCCUGCCUGGGCUACUGUGGUGGGCUGGGGCAUUGCCCUUUCCUCUAUGAUGUUUGUACCACUCUAUGCCAUUUACAAAUUCUUCAGUGUACCAGGCACCUUCAAGCAGAGGAUAGCAUACUGUAUUACACCAGAGCACGAACAUCACCUGGUGGCAGAGGGAAACAUCAGGCAGUUCAAGCUCAAACAUUGGCUUGCCAUCUGAUGUGACCACUGGUGCUGGAAAGCCUUCUAAAAUCCCAGGCGUCUGAUGUGCCAUACGUGAACCCUGAGAGAAAUGUACCUCCAGGGAAGUGGACAAAGUGAAGCGAUGACUUCUGUGUAUCUCAACCACAUACCCUAUUGUCUGCACAAUUCUGCUUCUGUCAUGUGGGUCUCUUUUUCUCAUUGGUGGAGAAAAAUGUCUGUAUUUUGCUUUUUUAAUAUUAUGAUGUUUUUUAAAACAUUACAUCUACAAAACCUCAUUUUUAAAAGUAUGACCAUUUUUAGUUAACUGUAUUAUUAUUAUUCUUUAUAAGUCAUCUCACCCUGCAAAACCUUUAGUGUUUCCAAAGAUAAAAAUACACAUAGUCACAGUCGCUAGUCGCUUAUUUUAAUCUUUGUCUGUGUGGGUGGUGUGUGUAUAUAUGAGCAUGUGUGUAUGAGGGCAUGAAUAGUGACACACAGUUCUUUCCACUGUAAUAUUUAUUUCCAUUUGUCAAAUCAUUAUGGGCCAACACAUUUCCCAACUAAUGUUAGGCUUUAUUAGCUGUAAUGUUAGGAUCCAAGACAUUCAUUUGUAUCCCAUAGUAGCAGUAAUACCCUUCUUUGCCAUGGUGUAUCCUGGCAUAGUUUUUGCUUUGUAGACACACACCACUGUGUCAGUGCCUUAUCAAGAAUUUACUGGAAACUUACUAAUAUUUUUAAUCUGUUUUAAUAAGACCAAAAGGGGUCUUUACUAUACCCACAACAUUAAAAUUAGAAGGAACCUUCACAGACACAAUGCCAAGGAUACUUGAUAUUUUAGGGAUUUACAAGAUAACAGAGAUUCCCUAAAAGCAACAGUUCUAAGAAAAUUAAUAUCACUCCAGAGAUUGAGUUUUAUGACAAAAUCUUGAAUACAAUAUAAUGAAGGAUAGUUAUCCUUAAGUUAGCACUAUGCCAAAAGAAUAUCUAUGUCAUGUUCAAUAUUGCUCUAAAGCUAAUGGUCAAUAUUUUAUCAUCUACAAAUAUACACCAAAUGGAUUAGAUUAUAUACAUCUUUUUUGUCUUCUUUAUAUUGAUCUUAAAGUUUUUCUUUAAAAAAACCCUUGGCUGACUGUUACAGUUUUGUUAAAUAAAUCUAUGAGAUUAGAAUGCGAGAUUUAAGAGUAGAGACCAUCAAAUAUAAGCAAUUAUAAUAAAUUAUAAGCAAUUAUUUCAAGAUAGGCAAAAAAAUAUCUUUUUUGGCACAACUGAGUUUUGGUGUUUUUUUAUUAUUAUUUUUGUUUUGUGCUUGAAAAGAUUGAAUACAUUGAAGUAGUAGUGGCUAAGACACUGGACUACUGAAUGUUGUCAAUCCCAGCACUGCCAAGCUGCAACUGCUCAACCCUUGAGCAAAACCAUUAACCUUUAACUGCUUAGACGUAUAAAUGAGAUAAAUGUGAGUGAAUGUAUACAGAGUUCUGUUUCAUGUGUUACACAUGUAUGUCCAUAUCAUAAUCUCUCCCUGAUGAUUUUUUGUGUGUGUGUGUGUGUGUGUGUGUGUGUGUGUGUGUGUGUGUGUGUGUGUGUGUGUGUGUGUGUGUGUCUGUUAGGGUUACUUAUUUUUUUGAGAAUUUCUCUCAGGUCAACUUUGUGUUGCAUCCUAAGUUUAAAAAACAAAUAAAUAAAAAACACUACUUACUUAUAUUUACUUGGAAGAAACAAAAACUGUUAGAAGUGCCAAAAUUCUACUUGUAUUUUCUAUAUUUGAGUGGAAAUGCAUUCAGAUAUAUACAAUACAUUGUAAACAUGGUAACUGGUUGGGAUCAAGCCACAGUUGUGGUCUCUAGAUAUAUUAAUUAAUAAAUAUAUUCCUAUAUAUAAAUAUAUUCUUUUGUUAUAUAUCUAAUCUUGUAUUUAUCAGAUUCUUUAUAAUGAAACGUGAAUGUAAAGUAUUUUAAAUGUAGAAUGUCUACUGUAAUAUUACGUGUUGAAUGUAAGUAAAGGUGAUACUGUAAAAAAAUUUUAUAUAUAUGAUAUACAUAUAUAUGUGUGUGUGUACAUGUUCUAUGUAACUGGGGUGGUUCUUCCACAAGAAGGUAAACUGAUGUUACUGAGCAAUGUUUACAGAUCCACAUGUCCUGUUCAUAGCUGAUAGAUAUCUAUGAUGAACUUAAAGUACGCACAUUAUUACAAUAAAGAGGUUACCACA
This is a messenger RNA of Tachysurus vachellii, 4374 nucleotides long. RefSeq names its product solute carrier family 6 member 2 (gene slc6a2). Gene Ontology annotation, cellular component: presynaptic membrane; neuronal cell body membrane; neuron projection. The coding region runs from base 358 to 2205 and encodes 615 amino acids. The record is from RefSeq and is a predicted model, not a curated record. NCBI's taxonomy places the organism in Eukaryota, Metazoa, Chordata, Actinopteri, Siluriformes, Bagridae. The transcript has 15 exons. Gene Ontology annotation, molecular function: dopamine:sodium symporter activity; norepinephrine:sodium symporter activity. Gene Ontology annotation, biological process: dopamine uptake involved in synaptic transmission; sodium ion transmembrane transport.